This is a messenger RNA of Hemibagrus wyckioides, 3577 nucleotides long. RefSeq names its product B-cell receptor CD22-like. Bases 97 to 2328 code for a protein of 743 amino acids. The transcript has 13 exons. NCBI's taxonomy places the organism in Eukaryota, Metazoa, Chordata, Actinopteri, Siluriformes, Bagridae. The record is from RefSeq and is a predicted model, not a curated record.
GAGUCGAUUACGCACAGAUUAAAACCUCAGCCCUCGUCCCCAUGAUUCUCAUUAAGUGCCGUGGAUUCAUCAGGGGAACAGCGAGAUUUUUCUGUGAUGGUGUCGCUCUGGAUCCUGCCUCCUGCUGCUCUCCUCCUUCAAGCCGUAAUGACCGUUGUCGAAUCUCAGCGCAGUCCAAAUUAUAAACAUUACUCUAUCUGUGCUGUAAAAGGCUCGACGGUGACAAUGAGCUUCACUUAUAUACGUGCUCUGUUUGCGGUACCGAGCAAAGUAUACUGGAGCAAAGAAACUGCAGCGAGCUCCGAACCUCCUGAUCUGGCUUUAGAGCCCGAGUACAGGGGCAGGGUUCGGUACAGCAGAGUCAACGACCAAGGCUGGGCCCUCAUACUGAGCAACGUGACGGAAGAGGACCAGAGGAAAUAUUAUGCAGUGAUUAUACUGAACUCUGGGAGAAGGGUCGAAGGUGGACAAGGAGUCAACCUCACUGUCACAGCACUUCAGGGGGAGAUGAUUUAUGACACAGUUGUUGAGGGAAAUGAAGUUACUCUGACGUGUAAAACCACCUGCGGUCCGACUGAGACUCCAACAUUCACCUGGUACAGAAACGGGCUGGAAUUGUUCUCCAUUAACCCACUUCAUCUUCAAUCAGUCAGUAACAGAGAUGCAGGAAGCUACAGCUGUGGUCUGAAGGGACAGAGUUAUCGCUCUCCUGAGGUCACGCUUAACGUCUUCUACCCUCCGAAAAGCGUCUCAGUGUUCAUCAGUCCCUCUGAUGAGGUCAUGGAGGACAGUGUAGUGACUCUGACCUGCAGCAGUGAUGCUAACCCACCCGUCCAUAGAUACACCUGGUAUAAGGGAAAAAUCGCCAUUAGCAAAGGACAAUCUUAUUCCAUUAAAAAGGUCAGCUCUGAGGACAGCGGAGAGUACCGGUGUCUGGUUGAAAACCAAUACGGAGAGGAAUACUCGGAUGGCGCUACUGUAAAUGUUUUGUAUCGUCCGAAGGGAGUCUUGGUGAUCAUCAGUCCCUCUGGUGAGAUAGUAGAGGGUAGUUCUGUGACCCUGACCUGCAUCAGCGAUGCUAACCCGCCAGAGCAGAGCUACAUCUGGUAUAAGGAUAGAUAUGUAAUAGGAAUAGGAAAAACCUACAGCAUUAACAAGGCGAGCUCUGAGAACAGCGGAGUGUACAUGUGCAAGUCCAGCAAUAUAUAUGGAGAGGAAUACUCCAGUGAAGUCACUCUGAAUGUCUUACAUCCUCCAAAGAGCGUCUCAGUGUCCAUCAGUCCCUCUGGUGAGAUAGUGGAGGGCAGUUCAGUGACUCUGACCUGCAGCAGUGAUGUUAACCCGGUGGAAUAUGCCUGGAUUAAAGGAAUAUCAAUUAUAGGAACCACAAAGACCUACACCUUCAGCAAGAUCAGAUCUGAGGAGAGCGGAAAGUACAAGUGCAAGUCCAAGAACCGAUACGGAGAGAAAUACUCUGAGGAAUCGACUAUAAACGUUUUGUAUCCUCCCAAGAGAGUCUCGGCGUCCGUCAGUCCGUCCGGCGACAUAAUGGAGGGCAGUUCAGUGACUCUGACCUGCAGCAGCAAUGCUAACCCACCUGUCCAGAGAUACGCCUGGUAUAAAGGAGCAAUCAUGAUGGCAAAAAGGGAAACCUACGUUAUUAGACGGAUCAGCUCUGAGGACAGCGGAGAGUAUAAGUGCAAGUCCAGCAAUCAGUAUGGGGCGAAGUCCUCCAAAGUGACGCUAAAUGUUUUGUAUCCUCCUAAAAACGUCUCCGCGUCCAUCAGCGACCUAGUGGAGGGGAAUUCAGUGACUCUGACCUGCAGCAGUGAUGCUAACCCACCUGUCCAGAGCUACACCUGGUAUAAGGUGAACAAAAGCUCACCUGUAGGAUCUGGACAGAGCUACAGCUUCAUGAUGAGCUCCAACAGCAGUGGAGAGUUUUACUGUGUGGCUCAGAAUAAAUACGGGAGUCAGAGAUCUCCUGCAGUGUUUGUCAGGUUAUACGCAUCUUACUCUUCAGACCUCAGCUUCAGCUCUGUGGUUUUAAGCGUAGCUGUGUGUGUAGGAGGCCUCUGCGUCAUCGGAGCUUUUAUAAUCGGAAUUUACUGCGUGAGGAGGAAGAGGCAGAAAAGAAAUCAGGAGGUUCCUCCUGCUGAAGAUAGCACAUACAUGUCUCUUGAUCCCAUGACCAGGUCCUCCAACGACGUGUACAGCACACUUGCAGCGGGUCAGUGCAAAGCUCCUGACAACACCUACACAACCCUGGAUCCUCACUCCAUCUCUUCUGAUUACGACACAUUAACAACUGUGAGAAAGCAUCGCUGACACCAUCAGCACCACAGAGAGAGAGAGAGAGAGAGAGAGAGACUACACAUGUAAUAAUAACCUUGUUGUAUAUGAUUUUAAUAAGUUUUGUAUAGAUUUUAUUCUUCUAUGUGUUCAUUCUUUAACUGGAGUAAAAGCAACAUUAUUUCCUCUCAAGUCACACAUUAAACUGCGAGUCUGAAUCCUGACCUCCGUGUCCAUUAUUCUGGACAGAUGACAUACUUCUAGAGUGAUUAUUACUUGUUCUUCUCUCUCCUGUCAAUCACAGUGAUGAUAUCUAACUCCAGGCAUGUAAUGAUAUCAUGUAGACUACGUGGGCGAGGGCAGGUAGCCCCUUCCUCCGGGGUAAAUAAAGUUAACCAAAACAACGUACACAUUUUUGACUCUGUUCAUCAUCGUUAUUGCCCUGUUGAGUUUUCUCCACUACCUUUUUUUUUUUGCCUAGUCAUGGUUGACUUUCCUAACGUCUUCACCUGUUCCUUGUCACACCUUCAUUCACUUGUUUAUUUUACGCCUCAUGUCACGGGUGCUGCUUUGUUUCUGUGCUUCCUGCCCGUGUUCUGACCCCAGCACCUGACAUUUGUUGAGAUUUAUUUCUAAAGAAAACGCCGAGUUUACACGCUAGUCGCCCUGCUUAGAGUCGCCACACCUUACGGUUAUUACUGCCUAGAUUUUAAACCAAAGGAAGCUGAGAAGAAGAAGAAGACCUCACAGCUACUUAGAGAGAAGAACGGCAUGCAAAGGCUCUUCCUUCCUUCACGCUCACGUCUUUACAUGCAAAUCAACCUUCUCAGAUCCCAGAGCUCAGCUGUGUCUGGAGCCGAGCCUCAGGAUGUCUGUGUCAUGCAGGGAUGGAGAACAUCCUUAAAAAAGAAAAAACAACAACACUUGUUUGUUUGUUUACUGUAUUAAUGUGGAACUGUAUUAAUUUGGGUGUCUUUUGAGGAUCAUAACUUGCUAAAAGUCAACAAUAACAAAUUUUUCAGAUCGUACGAUCCUUUGAGAACAUCCAGGACAUUUUGCGUGCAGCUCACAUCUUUCUUUCGGAGUAAAAAAUGAUUUGUAAAUAAUUUGAGAUACAGAUUUAAUGUUUAUGUGUGUAAAAUAUGAAUUUUUCUGAAAGGGUGCCAAUAGAUUUGGGGGGCUGGACGGUGAAUGUGUUAAAGAGCUGCUGCAGUAAAGAGCAUGCUGUGUGUAUGAGGAAGGGAAAAGCUGGACCGAAUAAAUGACCGCUAAAUAAAUCUCAGAU